GGGACAACCCAAGCACAGUCGUCCCUACGCGCACGACAAUCGCCAGACAAUUAACACGCUAACAACCAACACGAAAUGCAAUAGAUAAAAACUUCCGCAGCAACAACAACAACAACAACAACAAACCAAGACAAAGCACAAUACAUCACGAACACUGAACCAUUUCUCCAAACAGACACAAUGAAUCUUCAGUCGCAAGUAAUCGCACCUGCCAGACCUGCACUUUGUCCAAGAUGGGCACUUGGUCUUUGCCCCUACGGACACCACUGCCACCUCGAUCAUCCCAACAAUCUAGAUCCGACAAUGCCAAAGGAAGUCGAUUACAAGGUAUCCAACGAGCUGGGUGAGGCUUGCACAAGAUGCUUGCAAGCAGCAAUCAAGGUACGCAGCAUCCUGCUCACUUUCUUGCAUUUAUUGAUGCUGACAUGGAUGCAGUGUGACAAGCAAGGACGCGAUUCUGGAUCCGAUGACCCUUGCUCAGAAUGCCGUUGGUUUGGUGGAGCCACCUGCAACUGUACUCUCUCCAUGACUAGCUCAUACAACGAUGCAUUGUGGCGCGGUAUGAUGGGCAGACGCGACUCUGACUUUGACCUCGCGCAGCCCAGAGACAAGCAAGCUGCAUUCUCUAAUGGCAGAGUCCCGGCACCAAUGCCUGAUGACAGGCUCAAGAGUAACUGGCAGGGAGCCUCCAAAGACGAGCUCCUCGCAAGAAAGAACAUGUUGCCUCCGGAGGUUCGUCGUCACCCAAGAGCCUACCUGGUUCCCCCACGUGAAAGCAACACAAAGAAGAAGUCAACAGCCUUUCUGUCACGCAGCGGCGCCCAUGAUUCGAGUAGGAACGUGAGCAUAUCUUCCAGCAACACAUCGAUGGCACCAAUGCCAUACGGAGGAUUACAGCAGCCACCCCCUCCGCAACCCUCAGCAUACCCCCAAGGCAACGCAGUGGUAGCAUCUGCAAUGCAUUGGCCGACCGGUCAACGUAUUCAGCACUUCCAGUCGGGCCAUACCGUCAUCAGCCCACGACAGAACAUGUUCCCCUUGCUGCAGAACACAUUUUCUGCUCCAGCAUACGGUACCAACCCUACUGUGAGUCACCUCCAUCUGUUUUUUAAGUGUACGAAACCGAGGUUUGCACCAAAGCCGAAGCUCCAGGGAGGUCUGAGCAUUGACCUAUACAUCAAAAAUCAAGAUGUUUCUGAUGAUGGGGUACACGUUCGUUGAGAGAGCAAAGUUCAUCAAGCUCUCUCUGGCCAUUGUACCUACAUGAGGAUCAUCUUGCUUUUCGAUGGCUGUUUGCAAGGAAGUUCAACUCUGUCUCAAACUCUCUGUCCCUAUAUUCAAGUUAGUCAAGACU
Molecule: messenger RNA, 1354 nt
Organism: Aureobasidium pullulans EXF-150
Lineage: Eukaryota; Fungi; Ascomycota; Dothideomycetes; Dothideales; Saccotheciaceae
Exons: 1
Coding region: 181-1221 (346 amino acids)
Molecular function (GO): metal ion binding
Source: RefSeq, a predicted model, not a curated record